This is a messenger RNA of Rhodotorula graminis WP1, 1551 nucleotides long. RefSeq lists its product as uncharacterized. The record is from RefSeq and is a predicted model, not a curated record. Gene Ontology annotation, cellular component: cytosol; cytoplasm; phenylalanine-tRNA ligase complex. Gene Ontology annotation, molecular function: ATP binding; phenylalanine-tRNA ligase activity; tRNA binding. The transcript has 10 exons. Lineage: Eukaryota; Fungi; Basidiomycota; Microbotryomycetes; Sporidiobolales; Sporidiobolaceae. Gene Ontology annotation, biological process: phenylalanyl-tRNA aminoacylation. Bases 1 to 1551 code for a protein of 516 amino acids.
AUGGCCACCUCGUUGCCACCGACCGAGUCGCUCGCGCUCAUAAUCCUCGCCGCACUCGACACGCCCGCCGGCCGCAUCGACGACUCGCGCUCCCUCUCCAUCCCUGCCGACGUCGGCCCUGCCACGCCCGCAACCACCGUCGGGCCCAGCACCGAGGCCCAGAAUGCCGUCAAGGCUGCUCUCGACAGCCUGACGACUCGCGAGAUGGUCACCUUCAAGCAGAUCAACCUUGAGCAGCACGCCCUCACGGUCGAGGGCACCCAGAUCGCCCAGUCCGGCUCGCACGAGUACCGCGUGUGGGCCGCGCUCCCGCCGCCCGGCUCCGAGGCGGGCCUCACGGCGCAGCAGAUUGCCGACAAGGUCGGCAAGGACGUCGCCAAGGUCGGCCAGGGCAAGGCCAUGAAGAACAAGUGGGUGACCAAGAAGGGCGACGGCUUCCUCCAGGCGGCCCCGACAGUCGUGGACGAGACGCAGAAGGACUUGGGCGUGAUCCAGAGCAGCGGCGCGCACCCGGACGAGAAGCUGCUGGCCGAGCUGAGGAAGCGCAAGCUCGUCGAGAAGAAGAAGUCGUUCUACUACUCGGUCGAGAAGGGCGCCAACUGGGCGACGACGAUUCAGAAGCUCGAGACGGACUUGACGGUCGAGCUCCUCAACUCUGGCGAGUGGGAGAAGGCGUCGUUCAAGAAGUACAACUUCGAGGCCGAGGGUGCGCCGACGUUCGGCGGUGCGCUGCACCCGCUCAUGAAGGUCCGCGAGGAGUUCCGCAACAUCUUCUUCGAGACUGGGUUCACCGAGAUGCCGACCAACCGCUUCGUCGAGUCGUGCUUCUGGAACUUCGACUCGCUCUACGUCCCUCAGCAGCACCCUGCACGAGAGCUGCAGGACACGUUCUACGUCAAGGAGCCUUCCGCAUCGACCGGCUUCCCGCAAGACUACUACGAGCGCGUCAAGCGGGUGCACGAGGUCGGCGACUUUGGCUCGACCGGGUACCGGUACCCGUUCUCGAAAGAGGAGACGUCGCGCCUCGUGCUGCGCACCCACACGACGUCCGUGUCGGCCGCCAUGCUGUACGAGCUCGCCAACGCGCCGGGAGGGUUCAAGCCGGCCAAGAUGUUUUCGAUCGACCGCGUGUUCCGCAACGAGGCGGUCGACAUGACCCACCUCGCCGAGUUCCACCAGGUCGAGGGCGUCAUCGCCGACCGCAACCUCACGCUCGCCGACCUCAUCGGCUUCCUCGACGUCUUCUUCUCCAAGAUGGGCGUCAAGAACCUGCGGUUCAAGCCGGCGUACAACCCUUACACCGAGCCGUCGCUCGAGAUCUUCUCGUGGCACGAGGGCCUCGGCAAGUGGGUCGAGAUUGGCAACUCGGGCAUGUUCCGCCCCGAAAUGCUCGAGACGAUGGGCCUCCCCGCCGACGUGCGCGUCCUCGGGUUCGGCCUCAGCCUUGAGCGCCCGACCAUGAUCCGCUACGGCAUCUCGAACAUUCGCGACCUCCUCGGACACAAGGUCCCUCUGGAGAUGGUCGAGAAGUCGGCGGCGGUGCGUUUCUAG